This is a messenger RNA of Symbiodinium sp. CCMP2592, 6582 nucleotides long. The record is from the annotation of a GenBank genome assembly. NCBI's taxonomy places the organism in Eukaryota, Dinophyceae, Suessiales, Symbiodiniaceae.
AUGGCGGACUUCAAGUUGAAGGUGGAUGAAUCCAACAAGGCAACGGAGUUGCCCCUGCUCCGCAUCUGCGGCACUGUUCAGCAGAAUCCACAUAUGCGAGCAUUCGUGGCCCAUAUUGCUUGGCCCCCUCCAGAGGACGAUCGCUACCUGGACUGGCGAAACCGCAGCAGACAUUUGCUCAGGGAAGCAUUUCGGAGGCACUGUUUCUUUGCUUUUUUGGCACAGGACCGCAGAGACAGCCGGAUGUUGCGAGAUCUUGUCGUCUACGAUGAAGAAGUGGUCGCACGUGCGCGCGCCCUCUACCGCAAGAGCCGUCACUCAUGCAGAGCGGUCCUGUUAGGAGCUGCAUGGUCGUCGAUGUGCUACAGCAGGGCUCGUGGUGAAGCUGAUGCUCAGGCUUGCAAUUGGUGCGGCUCUGAGAACCUCGCAACUUGGCAUCACAUUGCAUGGGAAUGUCCUCAUUUUGCUCAAACAAGACCUGCUCGAGUUCCUGACAGUGUUUUGACUCAGCGCCUGGGUUGGCCCUGCCGGCCUUUGAAGUCUGAGCACAACGAAGAGAUUCUGGAGCACCUGGCUACGGUUCGCGAGACCGUGCGCCGGGCUGAUGGUUUCCGCGCUCAGCCUAACAAGCCACCACUCCUCGCCUUCUUGGGUUGGUUUGCCCUUGCCCCGUUGGGGCUGGAGGUGGCCACCAGCAUCAACAUGUGUGAGAACCAGAAGUUCCCACCCGCCGAGAAUCCAUUGCGGCCGGCCUAUCUGAAGUACAAAAGCCUGAAGACAGGUCUGGAGUACUGCCAGUAUGGCAAGGUCAAGGAUGGUGAUGUCAUCACGGACUGUGCAGCAGUUCCAGCUGAUGUCAUGAGCAGUGCCACUGCGACUGCUGAAGAGAAGAGCCCGUAUGCGCCUUCAGUCUUGGCCAAAUGUGUAUGCACCACUGGAACCGAGUGCAACGGAAUGAUAGCGAACGCAGGCGUUGUUGCAGUUGCGUCCACCAUCUUCGUUCGCAUCGCCCUAGGCACCCUCCUGGAGCGCUUCGGUCCAGUGAACGUGCAAGCCAGAGCCACUUUCGUGACCAACCAGUUCUGGUGUUCCUUGAUGUUCGCGCCCAAUGUGAUUGGAACUGCGAACGCUACAGCAGCCGGAUGGGGAAAUCUGGGCUGUGGUGUCACACAGAUCUUCAUGAUUUCCGUCCUCUUUAACCCCAUGGUAAGCUCGGGAAUGGCAGCUGACACAGCCUGGCGAGUGGCCAUGAUCGUGCCUGCCGUUCUCUUUAUCAUCACGGCGGUGAGCUUGAAGCUGCUGUGCUGGGACACCCCCACCGCAAAGAGGUUCGACGUGUCCGUGACGGGCAAGACCAAGAAGCCAUCCCUGUGGGACUACGUUGAAGUGUGUACUCGGCUUGUUUCGGCACGGAGCUGGCGGCCUCUCAAGGCGACGCUCCCCACCGGCGCCGUAAUUGAGAAGAACGAAGGACAGGGCAACUGCCUGCCUGCUGCUAUCGCGCAAGCGUUGUCGGACUUUACUGGCAAGCCUCGUUCCCAGAGGGGGGUGAGGCGGUCAAUGGUCGAAUGGAUGCGCGCCCACUCUUUGCAUCUCCAGCCUCUGUGGGAUCAACGGAAUGUGCAGGACGAGCUGACGACAAACUCUUUCGAGGAAUACCUGUCCCAAGUUGAGCAAGUGAAUGCUUACUGUGGGUUACUUGAGGUGUACGCCCUGUCCAAGGGCCUUCCUGCUAACAUUUUAGUGAUUGAUGAGACCGCGGGCCACCACAUUCGCUUCGCCUCUCAAUCCGAUACCGACCCGUUCAUCGUGCUUCGUUACGCCGCAAAGCAUUACGAAUGGGUCCGUUGUGACCCCGCGGCCCUUGUCGAGAUCUGGACUGGCGCGGCCACGGGCAAGACUGUUGGCGGAAGAGGAGGCGGACCAGCGGACUCCUCUCUCAGGUCUUGCAGGUUCAUGCAGGUCUCCACGGAUUCUGAGGCUGAGUUUUCUGGUCAGGCCAAGGUUGGAGGCCCACAGACUAUCGCUCAGGAUGGGGGGGCUGAGGAUGGCAAUCCCCUCGCGAGUUCCAGCUUCAUGCAGGUCCCCACUGACAUUGAGGCUGAGUUUCCUCACCAUGCUCACACUGCUAGGCCCAAGACCUUCAUGCAGAUCGACAGUGCUUCGGAAAUUGGGACGACUGCGCCCGCCCCUGCCAAGCGCCCCAGUCUGGAUGCCGAGGUUUCUUCUGGCACUUGUAAGCGACAAAGGAAGGACAACAGCGUUUACAGUCAGCAGACUGACACCAGUGCUGCGCCUGCCAAGCCCAACAGGGCCCCUGCGGCUUCUGGUGCCCGCAAGCCAGUGCGCGACACGUGGACCUGGUUCUGUAAGUUGUGUGGUUUCACUGUUCGGGCCCCCUCUAAAAGCCAGGCCAGCCAAGGCCGUAGCAACCACCUUAACCGCCUUCACCCUGGCUUGUCCCAGGAGGAACGGGCUAAACUCCACAAGGUCAGAGUCGAAGCCGAAGUUGUUGCUCCCUACAAAGGUGAGCUGCAGGUCGGAGGAUGGAUGUGCUUCAAGUGUAAACGCGUUUUGCCGCCUCUGAAGCACUCGGACAGGCAGGCCAGCAUUCGCAUGCACAUGCAAUCCUGCUAUGGCAGUAGGUGUCCCUCCCACGGUGAGAAUGCCCGCAGAGUCUUCGUCAGCAUGGGUGGCGCCUGCAGCAAAGGCAAGAAGCCCUCCCCUAAGGCCUUCAGCACUGCCAUUGUCGUGACCAAAAAGUUGCGUGAACUCCGCGAGUCUAGCCCCCACAACCUGCAAGUGGUGGGCAGCUUUGGAAAGUUUUACGCCAUCACGUGCCUCAAGUGUUGUGCCAGGUGGAAGAACCUGUACUGUUGCCUACAGGAUCAUCGCAAUCCUGAGUGCUGCCGCGACAAAAGGGCUACCAACCUUCAGAAGUUUGCCAAGCAACGAGUUCUCUUGCCUAAGGGUGUCCCUAAGCUAUUCCUGGAGGCUUGGAAGCUUCGCCCAAGUGAGGCUAACCUGGCGCGUCCUAGUGUUACUCCAGACCCUGCUGAUGCGGCGGCCUCCGCUGGCCACGACUUGGUCUGCAUUCAGGGUGAGAGUAGGCAAGCCAACAGUGUCAAGGCUGGCUACCGCCGAUGCUUUACCUGUAGAUCGUGCACUCAGCAGUGGCGAAGCAAGGCCCAAGUCCUGAAGCGGGCCAAGCAGACCCCGUGCGGUCCCGAAGCUCGCGAGAAGGCUCUGCGUGCCAAGGUGCGGUUCUGGGCCAGAAUGAGCCCGAAGUGGCGCAGCGACGUCGCUAAGGCUUGGUCCCUCUCCAGCAAGGAGAGGCGCGCCCUCGAUGCUGCUGCGGUGCCCACGCGCCGGAAGGCCUCCUGGAUUCGGGAUCUGACUGAGGAGGGAAUUCACCCUCACCCAGGGCCUUCACCAGCUUCAGCUCCAUUAGCGGUUUGGUCUCUCAAUAGCCAAGGCGCCGGCCACGCUUGGAGGGUGCUCGGUAAGGUCCAGGAGGACAAGCCCCACAUCUUUACGUUGCAGGAGCCCAACCUUGAUGCGGCUCAGGCAGAACAAAUGCUCAUCCGAUUGGGCCUCUGCGGCUACAGGGCGUGGCACCAGCCGGGCAGUCGCACGGGGACCAAUCGUGGUGGCCUGGUGGUCGCUGUUCGUGAUGACAUGCGCGCCUCCCUCUGCCAUCAGUCUGUUGGUGAGUUUGGCAACCUCAUGACUCUCAACCUUGACGCCUGGCUCCUUACCGUCGUGUGGCGACGGCCCUCGCCUGACACGGGUGAUGCCAGCUUUGUGCAAGCCCUGGCCGAGCACCAUGCUCUCGCGCACAAUCACCCCUGGGCUGCCACAGGUGAUUGGAACUGGUGUCCCGACGAGCACGUUUUUCUUCAAGGGGAUGAGUUCUCUGCCAGUGUUGCCCUGGAUGAAAAUGGCUUUCCUCGCCCUACCCGCAGAGAAGGGAGAGCCAUCGAUUACCUUGUUGCUCAGCAUCUGCAGGCUACCGAGCCCUCUCUUGACGAAGAGAUUUUCGGCGAUCAUUUUCUGUUUCGGGUGCAAAUCCAGCAGGACGGAGCCCUUCACAGCCGUCGCGUGCUGCGUCCCACUGCCAGUUACGUGCCGCCUGAUGGCAUGUCCGGUGACGAGUGGAGGGCCGCUGUUGCCCAGGCUUGGGGCAAGCACGAUGUGCCGGUCAGCAGCACAGAAGAGGAGUGGCACAUGCCGAGGCUUUUCGUGCGGUCCUUCGCCUCGCGCAGCAUGGCAAAGUUUUGUGGCAGGGUUAGAGAGCUUCGCAGGCUCCUGGUACUUGACCAAGACACCACGGCCAUUCGAUGCAAACUGGACGCCUGCUGGCCUCGCGAUGUCCCUCGCAGCUGUCCGUGGCCCGAAGUUGAAAGGCAUGCUCACCGUCUGCUGGACGAGUACGCCCAAGCUGAGACCCGCAAAGUCUUGCAGGCCUGGCGGGCUGAGAUGGCCAAAUGCGGGCGCCCCCCCACGCGAUGGCUCAAGCAAGAUCACUUGGCCCCCACGCCUUCGUUGUGGAUUGAGUCGGAGCCUGCUGACAUCCCCGAAGGGAAAUCAACCGUGACUAAGGAUGCCAAGACUGGCUACAUCAGCAGCAGUGUUGAAGAGAAUUUUCAUUUCCUUCGCACAUUUUGGCAACUCUACCCUAGGGUCUUUGCCCACAUGCGCCAAGUUCAUGUGCCUAAGCAAGGGGCCCUGGUUCAAAAAGGCUGCGCGGACGUGGCCAAGCUUCGGCCCAUUGUGGUUCAGAGCGUGAUGUGGCGCAUUAUCUGCUCAGCCCUUGUCCGACGUCCGGCUACUCGCGAGUGGGCUCUGCAAUGCGUGCCUGGCACCUGUUACGGCGGUCUCAAAGGCAGGGAAGCCCUACAGGCCGUGAUCGCCCUGGCCGAGCACCAUGCUGAGCACAAAGGCCCGGUCAUCACGCUCGACCUUGAAAAAGCUUUUGACACGGUUGAUCCCCGUCUGGCUUUAGAUGUCCUUGCACGAGCCGGGGCCCCCAGACAGUGGCUUUCUCUUGUCAAACGUGUCUGGCUGAAUCAGACGAGGUGGAUUCAGUAUGCCGGGCACACUCACGAAACGCCUGCCCAGGUGAAGCGCAGCAUCCCACAAGGUGAUGCCUUAAGUCCCCUAGCCCUAAUCCUUCUCCUUGCAGCCCCAGUCAAGGAUGUGGAGGCACAUGAGGCGGCCUGUGGCCUUUUGCAGUCAAACUUUGUGGAUGAUAGGGCGGCUUCCUGUCGUACUGCUGCUCAGGCCCACCGCUACAUGCAAAGGUGGACCAGGUGGUCAGCAAAGUUUGGUUUGCUUGAGAAUUUUGAUAAGAUGGAAAUCUUGGCCUCAGAGAGGCACUACGGCCUGCUGCGCCGCCUGGGUUUUGCCGCUAAGUGUCUUAAAGCUGCGAUACGUGUCUUAGGGGUUGACUUGACCGCCCGCUUGCAGGACGUCGUUAGACCGACGGCUGAGAAGCGCAACGAGGAGGGCACGGCCAUUGCUGCUCGGCUCAUGCGCAUGCCCGCUUCACUGCAUGUCAAACGCAAGCUCUGGUCUUCCCGGGUUCUGAGCAAGAUCUCCUGGGGACGGGGCCUUCGCUUGCCACGGGAUGAUGAGAUCAAUAGGUUUUCUUCCCUUUAUAAGAGGGUUACCCGCAGACCGUCCCUUGCCUCGCCCUGGCUCACCUCGCUGUUUGAAGGAAAAACACCUGGCAAGGAGAAGUCCGCCACUGGCUCUCGCAGCUCGGGUGGUGCACUGAUGCACCGUGGAAGUGGCAACACCCGGCAAGCCGUCAUGAACUUGAAGGCAUUCCGGCGCCAAUCUACUGUGAACAGACCGUCAAACGCACUUCGGCGGCGUUUCGUCAACCGGCUGUGGGCAGGUGCUGUUGGUGUAACACGGAUGCGGCUGCGCAGCGUGCCGCGCUUCACACACCUAGGUGCCAUGUCGGCCAAGUAUUCGCACGGAGCUGGCGAUGAACAACCAAUUGGAGCAUUUGGCCUUAUGAAUCUCUUUGCCAGGUCUUUGGGUGGAAUCACGAGCGACAUCCUGUUCAAGUACAUGGGAUUCCGCGGCCGCAUUUGGGCGCAAUUCUUGUCCCUCUUCUUUGAAGCAAUCUUCCUCUUUUGCUUCGGCUUAGUGGACAACUCUCAGUCGUGGUACGUGGCCUUGGCCGUGCUUGUGUGCUUCUCCCUGUUUGUCCAGAUGGCAGAGGGAACCAGCUACGGCAUCGUGCCUUUCAUGAACAGGCUUCAGCUGGCUGUCGUGUCUGCCCUUGUCGGGGCUGGAGGCAACUUGGGAGCUGUCAUUGCAGGCUUUUGCUUCUACAGGCCGAUCGAUGAUCCCUUGCUUCCAUUCCAAGUGCACGCCGGCUACGUGAUGUUCUGGGCAUUGCUGAGCCCUUGCUACUACUGGGCGGAGCACGGCGGCAUGUUCCAUGGCCCUAAGGAGGUGAGCAGAGAAGGCCACCGGAGAAACCCAGGCGUAGAAGCGCGACAAGGUACUCCUAGUGGCAACGACUUCCGUGCUUGUGUAGAGUUAGGGUUAGAGCCACUUGAGUGA